Acytostelium subglobosum LB1 is the source of this 705-nucleotide messenger RNA. RefSeq lists its product as hypothetical. The annotation marks the transcript as partial. NCBI's taxonomy places the organism in Eukaryota, Evosea, Eumycetozoa, Acytosteliales, Acytosteliaceae. The record is from RefSeq and is a predicted model, not a curated record. The transcript has a single exon.
CCCGCUGGACUCACUACUCUUAAUCUUGGCAGCAAGUUCAACCAACCCAUCACCAAACACUCAUUACCAUCAACAUUAAGUACGUUAAUAUUUGGUAUGGAGCAUGACCAACCAAUAGAGGUUGGUGCCCUACCUCAUACACUCACCUACCUAUUGUUUGGAAACAAUUUCAAUCAAGCAUUGCCCGCUGGAACCCUACCAGACUCAAUCACAACGUUAUCCAUUGAUGGAAAGAAAUUCCACCAACCUACGACCAGCGUUGUCUUGCCAAUCUCUUCGUUGAUCCAUGUGAUAGUGAGGUCUUGGGAUCAGUUGGUGCAUUGUAAGGGCGUCCCCAAGUUGACUAUCACUCAUGCAAUAUCGUAUAAAUAUGUAAACAAGUUCAAAUUUGACCACAAUGUAGGAGAGCUGCUACUUGAUGCCCCAGAGGGCUACGAUCACAACACAAACGAUGGUAUCCAAUACGCCCAGUCAUUGAUGGACAUGUUCCCCAAUGUGAUCACUAUCCUGAUCAAAUACUGGCGAUUUCCCAAACGUAUAAUCACCAUAUCAAUUCGCAAGCUUGACAAGGACCAUGCUCUCCGGGUCCUAAACAAAAGGAACUUCCCGCCUUACAGCUACAAGCCAGACCAUACAAUUUUAAAGUGGACAUCCGUCCAACGUCAACAACAACAACAACAAUCAAUUAAUCAAUCAUUAACAACA